Molecule: messenger RNA, 804 nt
Organism: Pestalotiopsis fici W106-1
Lineage: Eukaryota; Fungi; Ascomycota; Sordariomycetes; Amphisphaeriales; Sporocadaceae
Exons: 1
Coding region: 1-804 (267 amino acids)
Biological process (GO): translation
Cellular component (GO): ribosome; mitochondrial large ribosomal subunit
Molecular function (GO): structural constituent of ribosome; rRNA binding
Source: RefSeq, a predicted model, not a curated record
AUGCUGGGGCCCAGUAGGAAUCGCCUCGCCACGGCGGCGCUGCAGUCGACAUCGUCGUCGUUGUCGGCAAGCUCAGUCACCCUGCCGAGCUUCCUCGUACCCGCCUUCCACAAUGCUGCCACGCCAGCCGCUGUAGCACCGCAACAGCAGCAGCAGAGGCGGCAGUUUUCCCAGACGACCGCACGGCCGUCCAAGCUAGGGCGGACCCCGAUCUCGAUACCGCCGGGCGUCGAGCUCGUCAUUGGCGAGCCGCGCAUCCAAAAGGACCCAACCACGUACCUGCGCAUCCCCAAGCGGACAGCCACGGUAACGGGUCCCUUGGGCUCUCUCAACCUCGAUAUCCCGCCGUACCUCGAGGUUACUCAGGACCCUGUCGACCGCAAAGUCGUCCUCGCGAUCCAGGAUCGCGAGCAGAAGCAGCAGAUGGAGAUGUGGGGCACGACUUGGGCGUACCUGCAGCGACACAUCAUUGGUGUCUCCGAAGGCCACACGGCCAUCCUGCGCCUUGUCGGUGUUGGUUAUCGUGCCAGCAUCGAGGAGCGUCCCAACAAGGCCGAAUACCCGGGCCAGAAGUUUGUCUGCGUCAAGCUCGGUUUCACACACCCCGUGGAGGAGCCUGUGCCCAAGGGUAUGAAGGCUAGCACGCCACAGCCGACAAGAAUUCUGCUAGAGGGCAUCAACCGCGAGGAGGUUAUGAGUUUUGCUGCGAGGAUUAGGAGAUGGAGGCGUCCGGAACCUUACAAGGGCAAGGGUAUCUUUGUCAACGACGAGACGAUCAAGCUGAAGCAGAAGAAGAUCAAAUAG